AAUUUUACUCUUUCCUCCUUUCGGGUUGAACCGUCGCAGGCGGGGGACGCACUUCGGCCCGACGAGAAUGUCUCGGUCGUCUCUUUCGUAAAUCCUCGCCCUCCGCUCAUAAACCCUAAUUCAGCCUCCGCCGUCCUCUCCGCAAGCCUCCUCUCCAAGAGGAAAUGGGCUCCAAAAGGAAGGACAAGCACAACAAGCGAAAAACCGAACCUUCCAAUCUCGAGUCGAAGGUCGACGACCAUGAAUCCGCCGGCGGCUGCUCUGUCGGCGGCGCCAAGAUCAUCACCGACUCGAGGUUCGCCUCCGUACACUCGGACCCGCGGUUCCAGAGAGUCCCGAAGCACAAAGCCAAGGUCGCCAUCGACUCGCGGUUCAACCGCAUGUUCUCCGACAAGAGCUUCUCCUCGUCCGCCGCUCCGUUGGAUAAGAGGGGCAGGCCUAAGAAGCAGAGCUCCCGGAACUCGCUUCGCCAUUACUAUCGGAUCGAGGAAGACGGGGGCAGAGAAGAGGAGGCUGAUGAAGAGGAGGAAGAGGAGGAGGUGGAGGAGCAGAGAGAGAGUGUGGCGAAGAGAGCUGAGUUGAGUGAAGAGUCGGCGGAUGAAUUGGAAUCGGGAUCGGAGGUUGAGCUGGAGGGUGGUGGUGAGUCGGAGUCCACUACUGAUACUGAUGAAGGAGGAGAUGAGGAUGUUUAUGAGGAAGAAGGCGUUGAAGUGCAGGAGGAAAACAUACCAACUAUUGACAAGGAAACUCGUAGGCUUGCUGUUCUUAAUAUGGACUGGAGACAUGUCAAGGCUGUCGACUUGUUUGUCCUUCUAAGCUCUUUCCUUCCCAAAGGUGGUCAAAUUUUGUCUGUGGCUGUCUACCCAUCUGAAUUUGGGAUCCAGCGUAUGAAAGACGAAGAAAUUCAUGGCCCUGUUGGGCUCUUUGACGAUGAUGACAAUAGGAAUGAGGAUGAGGACGAUGGUGAGAUUAAUGACGAGAAACUGCGUGCAUAUGAGAAAAGUAGACUGAGGUACUAUUAUGGUGUAGUAGAAUGUGAUUCGAGUGCUACAGCUGAUUACCUUUACAAUGCUUGCGAUGGGCUUGAAGUUGAAAGAUCAUCAAAUAUGCUUGAUUUGAGAUUCAUUCCUGACUCAAUGGAGUUUAAGCACGCACCUCGUGAUGUUGCAACAGAGGCACCUGUAAACUAUGAGGCUGUAGAUUUCCAAACUCGAGCUCUGCAGCAAAGUAAAAUCCAUCUAACAUGGGAUGAAGAUGAGCCUGAUCGUGUGAAGACCCUGAAACGAAAGUUCAAUGCUGAUCAGCUAGCUGAUCUUGAACUGAGAGAGUUUUUGGCUUCCGAUGAGAGUGAAUAUGAUUAUGAUCGUGAGGAGGGUGUUUUGGAUGAUCAACCAGAUAAGAAGGGGAGGAAACGUGAUAUGUACCGUGCUUUACUCGAGGGAGGUAAUGGCUCUGAUGGAGAUGGGGAGGACGAGAAUAGGGAUAUGGAAAUAACUUUUAAUACUGGCUUAGAAGAUUUAAGCAAACGCAUAUUAGAGAAGAAAGAUAAGAAAUCUGAAACAGUUUGGGACGCGCAGCUCAGAAAACAACGUGAGAAGAAGAAUGCUCGGAAGAACAAGGCCAAGGAUUCAUCAGAUGAUGAGAGCAGUGACACUGUUGAGGACAGAGUUGAGCAAGAGGACGACUUUUUUGUGGAAGAGCCUUCAGUUAAGAGAAGUAAAAAGGGAACUCGUCGGAAGAAUAGUAAAGCAGAGAACGAGCACCAAGAUGUAGAUGGGGAAGGAGAAGCAAGCAGAGCUGAGCUUGAGUUGUUGCUUGCUGAUGAGAAUGGAGCUGAUACUGGACCCAAGGGGUAUAAAAUCAAAGCUAAAAAGACCAAAGGGAAGAAGGGAGAUCAAAUGCCAGAUGAUGACAAAAUACCAACCGUUGAUUAUAGUGAUUCCCGGUUUUCUGCUCUUUUCACUUCCCCACUCUUUGCUUUGGACCCCACCGAUCCACAAUUCAAGAGGAGUGCUGCUUAUGCACGGCAGGUAGCACAGAGACAGCAUAAGGGCGAUCGUCCAGAGUCUGUGGAGAACGAUGCUAAGAAAAUUGCAGCCAAGAUAGACUUACCACCUAAUGACCUGGAGAGUGGGAAAGGUGGGCUUCCGAAAUCGGAUGUCUUGGCCGCAAGGAAAGAGAAACAUGAGUUGUCUUCAUUAGUGAGAUCACUCAAGAUGAAAUCCAAGCGAGUUCCGUUGCCUUCCAACAGCAAGUCAUCAAAGAAAGUAGACAAAGUUCGGUCUAGAAGACAUGAAAGAAAAGGUGAACAUUGAGUAUCAACAUUACUACUGUCAAUCAACAGAGAAGGAAUGAGUUUCUGAUGGAAAUCAACAUAGAGAGAUGAGUUUUCCAAACGACAGUCUGCUGCAAGCUCUACUGCAUAGAAACAUGGUUCUAUGCUGCGCUUAUCGAGCUUUGGAGGAAUUUCUGUCAAUCUUGUGCGGUAAAUGUGCAGAAAGAUAAAAUGGUUUGUGUUAUUUCUGGUUUUCAUGUCUUUGGCCACACAUUCUUGUAUCAUUCUCAGCAUCGUCAAUGUACUCUGGUCGACCCUACAGGGUCAUCGUCGAAAGGAAGUCGUAUUCCAUAUUUCGUGUUCCAAAUUGUCUCUUCUGUUUCUUUUUUCUUUUUCUUUUUCUUUUUCGUUUUCAUUUUUCUUUUUGUCUUUUUCUUUGACUGUCCCCUCUUAAUUAAUAAGAGAAUCAGCAUCCCCAGUUUUGAUUUGAUUGUGGGACAUCUUCUUUGUUAUACUACAUUUAAGAUUCAUUUAUUCGAGGGAGAAUUGUUUU
Messenger RNA from Rhodamnia argentea, 2828 nucleotides. RefSeq names its product ESF1 homolog. Lineage: Eukaryota; Viridiplantae; Streptophyta; Magnoliopsida; Myrtales; Myrtaceae. The transcript is spliced from 7 exons. Gene Ontology annotation, cellular component: nucleus. The record is from RefSeq and is a predicted model, not a curated record. Gene Ontology annotation, biological process: rRNA processing. Gene Ontology annotation, molecular function: RNA binding. Bases 165 to 2315 code for a protein of 716 amino acids.